AUGAUAACUAACGGUAGUCUUACGGGCUUAUUUACAGAAGAAGAAGUUUCUUUACCUCGUCAAUUUCGUUUCUGGUUGUUUCUCAUAUUAGUUAUUCCAUCCUUUUAUUGUUCAUGCAUCCUACUUUUUCAACUUUUCGUCAAUAAAAAACUGCAAUCUCAAUUGAGUAAUCAUAUUAUUAUUUGUCUACUCAUCUUUGGAUUAGUUAUAGAACUAAUCGAUAUUCCUUUCCAUCUUAGUUUCUUACAACUAGGUGCUGUUCAGCCAUCGACACCUACGUUAUGUACUGUUUGGUGGUUUGUAGAUACAGGAAUUUAUAAUGGAUGUGUUAUAAUUAUGGCAUGGGGUUCUAUUCAUCGUUAUUUAUUGAUAUUUUAUGAUCGAAUAUUUUUGAUUGCAAGAAAACGUUUUCUUUAUCACACGAUGCCUCUUAUCAUAUUGAUCGUAUAUAUCUUUAUAUUUUAUAUAGUUGUAAUAAUAUUUCCACCAUGUUUGAAUACAUAUAAUUAUAACUUACCUGCUUGUGGCGAAUAUCCAUGUUAUUUAGGUGUACCUUUACUUGGCAUAUGGGAUACAGUUAUAAAUAGUAUUAUACCAACUGUCAUAAUCACUAUUUUUAGUAUACUUGUAUUGGCUCGUGUUUAUGUUCAAAAACGACGUCUCCAUCAAGCUAAUCUAUGGCGUAGACAACGUAAAAUGACAAUUCAGUUAUUUUCUAUUUGUAUCUUAUUUUUAGCGGCGAAUGUUCCACUCAAUCUUGUUACUUUUGGUCAUAUUUGUGGUCUAUCCCCUCGCUUUGGUGAAGAGGUACAAGUUUAUGCUGAUUACCUAUGUUAUUUCGUUACUCUUUUGUUUCCAUUUGUCUGUCUUAGUACUCUUUCCGAGAUGCGCAAGAAACUUCGAUGGAAGGGUUUACUUUUAUUUCGACGAUCACAAGACAUUGCUGUGAUCAAUCCUAAAUGA
Messenger RNA from Adineta steineri, 963 nucleotides. The record is from the annotation of a GenBank genome assembly. NCBI's taxonomy places the organism in Eukaryota, Metazoa, Rotifera, Eurotatoria, Adinetida, Adinetidae.